AUGUCUUCGAAAAGUCUCAAGAAACGACUGGAUCGACAAAUUGACCAUCCUGAAACACAAAUCUCGGAUACCCCCAUUCGUUCGACGAAACCUGUGGAAAAGGCAUCAACUUCACAGUGGGAGACCUUUUUUAACAAGAUUUCAAGUGAAAAACCAGCAUGUCUGUCUGUAAACAGAAACUACAACAGCAUUUAUAUUCCAAAAGUUCUUGACAUUAAAUACCCCAUGAUAUUAAGUGAAUUGUAUGAUGAAAACUUGCACAAUGAAUCCACAAUCAAGAUUUUCAGUCACUGCGAAAGUGUGUUUAAGGAACUUGCUGUCACUGAUGAAGAAAUUGUCAAUGUGGAGCUUGCAACUAGAGAACAGUCAACGUCAAAAAUGUGGUUUAGAUUUAGGACUGGGCGUGUUACAGCUUCAAAAAUGAAAGCAGUAUGUUCGACGUCUUGUAGCAAUCCUUCACUGAGCUUGCUGAAGUCAAUAUGCUACCCAACAGAAGCAACAUUUUCAUCUGCAGCAACUAGGUGGGGAUGUCAACAUGAGCUAACAGCAAGAGAAAGUUACUUGAAUCAAAUUAGUACCCUUCAUCAAAAUGUCAACAUCAGUGAUUGUGGGCUUUUUUUAAGUGCAUGUUAUCCCCAUUUGGGUGCUUCCCCAGAUGGUCUUGUUGAAUGUGAUUGCUGUGGUAAGGGAUGCAUUGAAAUUAAAUGUCCAUAUUGCAUGAAGGAUGAAAAUGUACGUGGUGGGAAGAAUUCAUGCUUAGAAACGAUUGAUGGGGCUCUUCGGUUGAAGCGAAAUCAUCCUUAUUUUUAUCAGGUGCAAUCUCAACUGCAUAUUUGCAAUUUAGAGUAUUGUGACUUUAUAGUGUGGACCACAGAUGAUUUGUUUAUGGAGAGGAUUGAGCCCUGCCCUGAACUUUGGGAACAAAUUACUUUAAAAUCUACCAAGUUUUUCACAACAGUAAUACUUCCGGAGCUAGUCAGUCAUCUGUUCAGUAAGAAGACCACACCACUGACUGAUUCCACUAAUCAGGUCAGCCUUACUGCAGCAAAGUCCAAAUCUAUAAAACAGGGAAGGAAGAAAAGUGUCAAAAAGCUGUGUGUUAGAAAAAAUAAAGUGGAAUCCCCAUCAUAUACCAGUACGCUCGGUCAAGUGGACCCCCAUUGUAGUGAUCAUACCUCAGCAAUUCCUGUGGAUAAAAUGGUCAUUUCAACAGGACAUGAUAGUUCCGAUGAUGAUGCAACACUGUACUGCAUCUGCAACAAUUCAAGCAGCGAUUCCAAAAUGAUAGCUUGCGACUCGGCAGAUUGUCCCCACAAGCCAUUCGAGUGGUUUCAUUUUUCCUGCAUGAAGUUGAAGAAAGAACCGGUAGGAAAAUGGUAUUGUUUGGAUUGUGUGGAGAAAGAAGCUGUGAACAAUAUUAAAACUUCUAAGAUAAAGAGAAGGAAAUAA
Molecule: messenger RNA, 1449 nt
Organism: Gigantopelta aegis
Lineage: Eukaryota; Metazoa; Mollusca; Gastropoda; Neomphalida; Peltospiridae
Exons: 1
Coding region: 1-1449 (482 amino acids)
Source: RefSeq, a predicted model, not a curated record